AUCAGUGAAGUACGAUAACCGAUAAGUAUUGCCGUUUUUUUCUCAUGGACUUGUGACACUAGUUGACCAUAAUCAUGAGUCCGAAAACUCAGCAAUUUAAAGAGGUCCAGCAGUCGAAUACAGAGGCCGGUGAUAUAAAUAGUAAUUGGUGGCUACUCUUCGUGGGAAUUCUAAUUCUUACCGCUGCUACGAGGUUUUACAAAGUUUCUGAGCCUGAACAUGUUUGCUGGGAUGAAACUCAUUUUGGGAAGAUGGGAAGUUGGUACAUUAACCGAACGUUCUUCUUUGAUGUACACCCACCCCUUGGAAAGAUGCUCAUAGCUAUGUCAGGGUACCUAACAGGCUAUGAUGGCAGAUUUCCAUUUGAAAAACCAGGAGAUAAAUUCGAGGACACUAAGUACCUCGGUAUGAGAAUGUUCUGCACAUUUUUGGGUGCUACAAUAGUACCACUUGCCUAUCUGACUGUUUGGGAUCUUACAAAAUCGACAAAAGCAUCUGUACUCUCAGCAAUGUUCAUCCUCCUCGACGUUGGAUUAUUAACAUUAAAUAGGUACAUUCUCCUGGACCCAAUUCUCCUUUGCUUCAUGAUGUGUGCGACUUGGGGAAUGGCGAGAGUCGGUGCUCAUAGAGAUCGUGCCUUCACAAGUCCCUGGUGGGGCUGGUUGAUUUUCACUGGCGUCUCUCUGGCUUGCACCAUUAGUGUUAAAUUUGUGGGACUUUUUGUGGUCCUCCUCGUUGGUCUUUUCACAGUUUAUGAACUCUGGAGUGAACUUGGAGACCUAUCGAAACCUGUUAUCACCGUUGGAAAACAUUUAAUAGCCAGGGCUGCUUGCCUGAUUGUACUACCGAUUAUUCUGUACAUGGUGUUCUUUUACAUUCAUCUGGCAGUGUUAAAUAAAAGUGGAAGUGGCGAUGGUUUCUAUUCUUCGGAAUUCCAGUCCCUCCUUCAAGGGAACUCUCUUCACAACGCAACAAUGCCUCGUGAGCUGUCCUACGGAGCAACGAUUACCCUGAAGAAUCACCGUACAGGGGGAGGCUACCUUCACUCUCACUGGCACCUCUACCCCGAAGGAGUUGGCGCCCGCCAACAGCAGAUCACCACAUACUCUCAUAAGGAUGACAAUAAUUUCUGGCUCGUUAAAAAAUUUGAUACCGAAGAAAUACCCUCGGAACCGGAAAUAGUCAAACACGGGGAUCUCAUUCGCCUCGAGCACACCAUCACUUCUAGGAAUCUUCACUCGCACAAGGAAAUAGCUCCAAUCUCCAAGAAGCACUACCAAGUGACGGGAUAUGGUGAGAGUGGAGUUGGUGAUGCCAAUGACGUUUGGAAAGUUGUCAUUGAAAACGGAAACGAAGGAGAUGUUGUUCAAACAGUCACCAGUAAAUUGAAAUUCGUGCAUUAUCUUCAUCACUGUGUGCUGACCUGCAGUGGAAAGACUCUGCCCAAGUGGGGAUACAGCCAGCAAGAGAUCUCCUGCAACCCCAACAUGAGAGACAAAAAUGCUUUGUGGAAUAUUGAGGAUAACAGAUACGCAAAAUUACCAAACGUCAGCUUUCAAGUCUAUGCACCAGGAUUUCUGGCGAGAUUUUUCGAAUCACAUGCUGUUAUGCUCCAGGGAAACUCUGAUCUUAAAGUGAAAGAAGGAGAGGUGACCUCCCGACCAUGGCAAUGGCCGAUCAAUUAUCGAGGACAGUUUUUCUCUGGUAGUGAUCACAGAAUUUAUUUGCUCGGUAAUCCAAUCAUCUGGUGGGGAAAUAUUGUUUUCCUUUUUUUGUUCAUUGUCAUUUAUCUUUGGACCUCUGUGAGAGAGCAGAGAGGAUGCCAGGAGACAGAGCAAGUCACAAAGGAGAAAGAGAAGCUAAAGACUGCUGGGAUGUGGCUGUUCACAGGGUGGAUACUGCAUUAUUUGCCAUUUUGGGCGAUGGGACGUGUUCUAUACUUUCAUCACUACUUUCCAGCAUUGUUGUAUAAUUCUAUGCUCACUGGAAUCACCUUGAAUUUCAUCCUUGAUAGUCUGUUCUUCGUGCUUCCGAGAAGAGUGGCUAAUGUUCUUUAUCAUGUGUUACUGGGCAGUGUUCUGUCGUUCACCAUCUACAGUUUCUACCUAUUUGCGCCAUUAGCUUAUGGAAUGGAUGGACCAUCUGCUUCAGAUCCAGAGAGUCCGCUUCAUCCCUUGAAAUGGCUGGAAUCUUGGGAAUUUUAAGUGCUAUUGAACAAGCGGAAGACGUACUUAAAAGCAGAAAUGAGAGUGAUAUUUUAAAUAUUUUAUUACUGUUAAUAAAUCUAAUUUUUUGACCAAAAA
This is a messenger RNA of Diachasmimorpha longicaudata, 2303 nucleotides long. It is a transcript of the gene twisted, whose product is annotated as twisted. Gene Ontology annotation, molecular function: dolichyl-phosphate-mannose-protein mannosyltransferase activity. Lineage: Eukaryota; Metazoa; Arthropoda; Insecta; Hymenoptera; Braconidae. The transcript has 5 exons. The record is from RefSeq and is a predicted model, not a curated record. Gene Ontology annotation, cellular component: endoplasmic reticulum; membrane. Bases 75 to 2204 code for a protein of 709 amino acids. Gene Ontology annotation, biological process: protein O-linked glycosylation via mannose.